Messenger RNA from Labrus mixtus (cuckoo wrasse), 2336 nucleotides. RefSeq names its product N-acetylglucosamine-1-phosphodiester alpha-N-acetylglucosaminidase-like. Bases 116 to 1795 code for a protein of 559 amino acids. The record is from RefSeq and is a predicted model, not a curated record. The transcript has 12 exons. NCBI's taxonomy places the organism in Eukaryota, Metazoa, Chordata, Actinopteri, Labriformes, Labridae.
GUGGAGACUACCUGCAUGUUCUGCUGGUCAGGACUACAGAAACCCUGUGAGUCCAACGCUGCUUAACCCAGAACCGGAACGAAGAGUAGCGAGGAUACCCGAACCCCCGGUAACCAUGGCAACAGACUCAGCGACACGCCAGUUCGUUUUGGGGCUCGUGCUUCUCUCUGUCCAGGUUUUUCCGUUGGAGAGCAAUUUAACAAGAUCCUCUACACAGGCGGAUGUUCUGACGCCAUACAAAGAAGGCCAUGGCCCCUCCCACUCCUAUCGCCACGUUAGAGACUGCCAGCACGUGGUCCAUGGCAGGAGAACAUUUGAGACCUGGCCCUCAGGUAGCCAUGACGCCCUCUCUGUGGCCGAGUCCACUGUCUUCAUAUCAAACGAGCCAGGCAGGACGUCCCGCCGGGUCCACGGCCACAUGGCGUUCGUUCACGACCCGCUGAAGACCGUGUCGGUGUUGGAGCCGGGAGGGCCGGGCGGCUGUGGGAGGAGCCACAGGGUGACGGUGCAGGAGACGGCGGAGGCUGCCGGGUGUCUGUACGCUCUGAACGCCGGCUUCUUCAACACCUCGACCGACGGUUGUCUUGGCAACGUGGUGAGCGACGGUAAACUGGUGAGGGACAGCCAGGGGGUGCAGAACGCCCAGUUUGGCAUCAAGAAGGACGGCAGCCUCGUGUUUGGGUUUCUGUCCCAGGAAGAUGUGUUGGACCAGUCGAACCCGUUUGUGCAGCUGGUCAGCGGUGUGAUGUGGCUGCUGAGGAACGGGGAGGUUUACAUCAACCAGAGCCUGCAGGCCAAGUGUGACAAACUGGUGGACCAGGAGGUGUUCAGGGAUUUUGUGGAUGUGCUGUCAGCGAGGACGGCGGUGGGUCACGACGCCCAGGGCAACCUGGUCCUGUUUCAUGUGGACGGACAGACCAACGAACGAGGCAUGAAUCUCUGGGAGGUGGCAGAGUUCCUGAAGACAAACGGCGUAAUCAAUGCCAUCAAUCUGGACGGAGGCGGGUCUUCCAGUUUUGUUAUCAACGGCACGUUGGCCAGCUACCCGGCGGACAAAUGUAAAUCUGACAGCAGGUGGCGCUGUGCUCGGCCUGUCUCCACCAUCCUAUGUGUUCACCGGCGGCGCUGCAAGCCGGAAAAAUGCAGCAAAAACGGAAAGUGUGUGGACGGACGCUGUCGGUGUCAGGAGGGCUGGCAGGGAGACGCCUGUGACUCUCUAACGUGUCAGCCUGCAGCAUGCAGUCCUCACGGCGUCUGCACACCGGGUGGGUGUGUCUGUGAUUCUGGAUGGAGAGGAAUGAACUGCAGCGAAGAGUGCCUACCAGGUUUCUACGGCAUCGGCUGCAGACAGACCUGCAUCUGCUUCAACGGAGCUUCCUGUAACCACGUCCAUGGAAGCUGCAUGUGUCCUCCUGGUUUCCACAGCAACUUCUGUGAACAAGUGUGUCCUCCAGGUUUCUUCGGUGUGUCCUGCGCUGAGAGGUGUCAGUGUGACGAUCGGUGCUCCUGUAACCCGCUGACAGGAAACUGUGUCUUCAACAUCGACGACAGAUUAAACAAAGGUCGAUGUUUGGAGAAACAGUUGUUUACAUCAUGGCAGGACGUUUACAGAGACAGACCUUCUCAGACAAAUCAAACGUGGCUGAUAGUCACCGUCACUCUGGCUCUCUUUCUGUUGAUCCGACUGGCUGUUCACCUCCUGCGGGCGAGUCGGAGGUGGUUCCUCUUCAGUUACUUUCCCCUGAGCAACAUCAGCAGACAGACGCCGCUCGCUGCAGUUAUACAGAGUCUGUGAGAUGCUGCAGACAUCCUCCUAACAGACGUGAGAACAGAAGACGGAGACAUUUUACAAUGAUGCAAAUAUCAGAAAUCCAGUGACAGGAAAACCGUCCACUGGAUGAAGGAGAAAAAAACAAUGAGUUGGUGCCCUGUUGACCCACACUGGGUCCAUUUUUAGCUCUGAAUUUGUAUAAAAUAUGAUAUAAAACCAACUUAAAAGACUGGAACACCUGAAAUAGUUGUUCAGCGUUUUGAGGAGUGUCUGCUCGAAACGUCUGUGUGAUAGGGCUGGACGAUAUGGACCAAAACUCAUAUCUUGAUAUUGUUUAGCUGAAUGGCGAUACUCGAUAUAUAUCCAUAUGUAUUAUAUUAACAGUGGAAACACAUGGAAAAAUAAACUACCUGUUUGUGAAUUUAAAAAGUAAUAUUAUAAAAUAAAAAUGUUCCUUAAAUACAAUAAAAGAGAGAGAGAGGAGGAGCAGGGUUAAGAGAGACAGACAGUCAGUCAUCAUCAGUGAGAUGAGAAAAAAGUGACCUGGCACCUCUGUAACAUUAUU